AUGCAGUUUCGACAACUGACCUGCGCAUCUGUCCUCCUGGCCUGCGCCAUCGCCGUCUUCGCAGCCCCCGCCCCGGUGCGCAUGAUCGAGCGAGACGUCGAGCAAGACGUCGAAGUCCGCAACUGGGAUCCGUCGAAUGCACACGAUGUGGCGGACAUUUAUCGCGCUGCUGUCCUUCAAGCGAGGAGUCCGCAGAAAUCAAGAGCGAGGCCAGCAGCGAGGCCAGGGGCUGCUCCCAGGCCUAAUGCUGCACCUGCCCCGCGGCCUAUUGCACCAGCUCCAAGACCCAACACGCCCCCCGCACAGAGACCAAAUACGCCCCCCGCACAGAGACCCAACACGCCACCUGCGCAGAGACCCAACACUCCCGCUCCUCCUGCUCAGAGGCCGAACACCCCUCCUGCUGCUCCGAGACCCAACGCCCCUGCCCCGAAGCCAAAUACCCCUGCCCCGAAACCCACCACAACUGCUGGCGCACAACCUACCCAGAAGCCUGCAGCAGGCCAGUGUGGCCCCAGGUCAAAUGGGAAGAGCAAGCGCGCCUUCUCGACCACUUGUGACACGAAUUCGCUGACACUUGGCGGUGUCACACGGCCAAUCACCAAGGUCGCAGACCAAGGCAAUUCGGCUAUAACAUACAGGGUCGACGGUGGUUGGCCUGAUCCAUCCACUGGAUCAUUGGUGACGGCCUAUGCAAAGACUGGUCCAAGACCCAGCUCAACGUUCACAGACGAGGCCAAGUGGUUGCGGAAGACGGAUCAGCUGCUAGCUGAGGGCAGCUACGACGGAAACAACUUCAUCGUGUUCCGUGGAGUCACGGGCAAGACAGAUCUUACGGGGACGAGGUUCUUCGCGACACAGUUGGCGCCGGUCAUGAUGGGGCAGGCCAACCGUGCGAGAUGUGAAGCAUUGAUCAGGGAGAAACUCGUAUUGGUCGUCCGACAAGUCAGGGCCUAUGUGGACAACUACGGGAUCCUGCAUACUGAUGUCCAGCCGGGAAACAUCUUGUGGGAUUCUGCUGCCAACAGCCCUACGCUGAUUGACUGGGGAAGAGCGAAGGACGUCGGUGUCAACAACUGGUCUGCGGAGCUAGAGGCCAGUGUCAUGGCCCAAGCUGAGUUCUCGCACUUGAGGGGAGGGGAGAAGCUUUGUGGUUUGUGA
Messenger RNA from Pleurotus ostreatus (oyster mushroom), 1161 nucleotides. RefSeq lists its product as uncharacterized. NCBI's taxonomy places the organism in Eukaryota, Fungi, Basidiomycota, Agaricomycetes, Agaricales, Pleurotaceae. The coding region runs from base 1 to 1161 and encodes 386 amino acids. The transcript is spliced from 6 exons. The record is from RefSeq and is a predicted model, not a curated record.